Molecule: messenger RNA, 575 nt
Organism: Ascoidea rubescens DSM 1968
Lineage: Eukaryota; Fungi; Ascomycota; Saccharomycetes; Ascoideales; Ascoideaceae
Gene: ECM15
Product: Ecm15p
Exons: 2
Coding region: 96-443 (115 amino acids)
Cellular component (GO): cytosol
Source: RefSeq, a predicted model, not a curated record
GACGCAAGUCACGUUAUGUAAUUAUCAAUUAUCAAUUUAAGAGAUUAGGUAUCACACCUUUUUAUCUAUUUGAAUCUUCAUUGUUAAAACAAAAAAUGGUUGAACUAAAUUGCAUUGCAGAUAUUUGUCUAAUCCCAAUGGGCACAUCAUCCCCAUCCGUCUCCACUUAUAUUGCAUUUGUUGAAAGAUUUAUUGAAAAUAGUGGUUUAAAAUAUACUUUACACAGCGCUGGUACAACAAUCGAGGGCAAUUGGGAUGAUGUCUUCAAAAUGCUAGGAGAACUACAUGAGUAUGUUCAUAAAGAACUAAAAGUGUUAAGAAUUCAAAGUGAUAUUAGAGUCGGUACAAGGGUAGAUAAAGUGGGUCAAACAGCGUUUGAUAAAGUUGAUAUUGUUGAGAAAAAACUACAAUUGAUUGAUAAAAACCAAUUGAAAAUUGAAUAAUCAAAUCACAAUCGUUUAUUUAAUAAAAAGAGUCCCCUUUCCCCCAUAUAUAUACAUAUAAACACACAUAUAUAUAACAAAGAAAUAUUCAUUGAAAUUAAACCGAUAAUGAAAUACACCAAAAAUAAAAAA